Schistocerca nitens (vagrant locust) is the source of this 3501-nucleotide messenger RNA. RefSeq lists its product as uncharacterized. Bases 13 to 2208 code for a protein of 731 amino acids. The transcript is spliced from 13 exons. NCBI's taxonomy places the organism in Eukaryota, Metazoa, Arthropoda, Insecta, Orthoptera, Acrididae. The record is from RefSeq and is a predicted model, not a curated record.
GUGCUGUGCGUGAUGUGCGCCGCCGUGCUGACGACCGCGGCUCACGUGACCAGCCAGGGCUCCGAGGACCGCCUGUGGGAGGAGAUGGGCAGCCUGCGAGUCCUCAUGAGCGCCGUCGCAGAGUCGCUGGAGAAGUUCAACACGCUGUACCUGGGGAAGCUGGAGCACCGGAUGGUGACGACGGCGACCACGCUGUCCAGCAUCGACAGCAACGUGAAGAACCUGCAGGAGCGCGCCCACGUCUGGGACACGUUCCAGCUCCACGUGGCCGCCUGGAACGAGCAGAUCAACAUCCUCCACAAAAAGGUCGACAUCCUGUCCAGGGGCCAGGAGCGGCUGGAGACGCUGGACGUGCGGCUGUCGCAGCUGCAGGGCCUGGAGGCGGCGGUGGAGCGCGUGUCGGGCCGCGUCGACUCGGCCGACCGCCGGCUGAUGGCGCUGACGCGGGCCGUGGAGCGCCGCAGCCACCACGGCGCCGCCGGACCGCUGCUCGGCGAGUUCGCCUCCAGGGGGGUCCUCAGCACGCUGCGGCUCAUCGAGAGGAAGGUGGACCGGCUGCAGAACGGCGUGCUGACGGGCGGCGGAGGGGGCGACGAGGUGCUGGAGGCGGGCGCCGGCGCCGAGGAGCGCGGCCGCUACGUCAUCCGCUGCCAGACGCCCGCCGUGCUCGAGGAGCUGCUCAGGGACGUCGCCUCCAAGGUCGACGUCAUCUUCGACAAGGUGACUGCAGGCUCCGACUUGCCAGACCUGGGCGGCGACGACGACGACCAGGAGCCCAACAACGAGCUGCGCCACCUGCAGGAGCACAAGGUCGUCGACAGGCUGUGGCGGCGGCUGACGGCGCCGCUGAAGCGGACGGCUCGCGCGCUGGAGGCGGUGGAGGCGACGGUGGGCAACGCGACGGCGGGCCAGGCGGGCGCGCUCGUGUCGCUGGAGCAGUGCUGCGCAGAGACGCGGCGCGUCGCCUCGCAGGCCGACCAGCUGGUGCGCCAGGUGGAGGCCGCCGUCGCCGGCGUCGCCGCGCGCGACCACAAGCUCGACUCCAGGCUGCAGGUGCUAGAGACGAGACUACUGGAGACGUGCGCCGCGCGAGAAGGCCACAACGGUAGCUGGCAGGGAGACAGUGGCGGCGGCGGCGGCGGCAGCGGUAACAGUGGCAGCAACAGCGGUAACAGUGGCAGGAACAGCAAUUCCAGCUCCAGCUCCAACUCCGGCUCCAGGAGAGACGGCGUCUGGGUAGUAGGAGGUGCGGGCCGCGACAGAGCGCCGCCCGACGACUCGGACGACCUGGAGGCGCCUGGCUCCGACCAGCCCGACGAGGAGGGCAGCGGGUCGGACCUGGAGCCGGAACCGCCGUUCCUGCCGACGGCGGGGGCGGAGGCGGAGCCGGAGCCGGAGGGGGCGGACGGCGGCCGUACCGACGAGGAGGCGGGCGCGGCGGUGCCGGGGGCGGCGCCGGUGUCGGGCUGCGAGGACCUGGCCGCGGGGGCGGCGGCGGUCGGGGGGGUGCGCCGCCUGGGCGCCGCAGACCUCAACGAGGCCGGCAGGGACUUCCGCCUCCGCUACUGCCACUGGGACCACGAGGGCCGCGCCUGGACGGUGAUCCAGCGCCGUGGGGACUACGGAGACAGCCCUCUCAACUUCACCCGCACGUGGGACGAGUAUCGUCACGGAUUUGGCGACCUGGACAAGGAGUUCUGGUUCGGCAACGACUUCCUGCACAGAUUGACCCACGAGAAGGAGAUGAUGCUACGAAUUGAGCUGGAAGCCUUUGACGGCCGUACUGCAUGGGCCGAGUACAACACAUUCAGGGUGGCGGCUGAGAGCCAGUGGUACCGGCUGUCGGUGACGGGGUACCGCGGCAACGCCUCGGACUCGUUCUCCGCGCACAACGGCGUCUACUUCAGCACCGUGGACAACAAGCAGGACCAGGCGCCAGAGUGCUGCCCCUGUGCGCGCUCCUACGGCGGCGGCUGGUGGUUCUACAGUUGUUUCGAAGCCAACCUCAAUGGUGUCUGGUUUGCUCCGGGACAACCACGGCCAUCUUACAGAGGCAUUAUCUGGCAGUACUGGCUUGGAGAUCGCUCCCUAAGAAGAGUCACCAUGAUGAUACGUCCACGUGAUCCACCUCCCACAAUUGGAGAUUCUGAAUUUGAAGAGCGGUCGUCUGAUGAUGUGCCUCCAAUUGAUAUACCAGAGGACCCAUAGUACUUCGGCUGUGACUAAUAGUGAAAGUGUUGUAAGUUCCAGAACUAGUAAACAGAACAUUUACUUUUGCCCUAAUAGUUGCACAUAAUACAAUGUACAGAGACAUAUGGAGAUAUGUGAGGACUCAAGAGUUUUCUAGUGACCACAUUUUUUAAUAAACACAAAAAGCAAAGAAAAUAAAUAAAAUACUUUUACUAUCAUAGGUGAGAAUUUUUCUUGUACAUAAAGACUGUCUAUCAGAAAUAUCACAUACAAAUUUGGUAUUAUAUGUAUUAUUAAAACUAAUUUAAAAUCACACUAAAGCAUUUAUUUAUAUUUACUGUUAUCAGAGACAUCUUGAAUACAUACCAUAGUUUAUAGUCUGCUACAGGCUUUAAUAUUUCAUGUAUUUUGUAUUAAAUAUUUUGUUCAAUGGUACAAAGUUAAUAAAAGGAACAAUUUCAUUUCAAGGUAACACUAAAAUCACAUCCAAUUCCACUUACAUCACUAGUAUGUUAGAACAGUCACAAUGGGGAGAUUAUCAGAAAUAAAAUGUAAUUGUUGAACACAUAAAAUUAUAUGGCAUCUGUGAGUUUAAUUCGUAUAUAUAAAGCAAGCUAUUGGUCUUUCUCCCAAGCAAAUGAAGUGCAUGGCAGAGGGUGAUUCCAUGAAAAACAAACACUACACUGAUUCACAUAGCAUCGAUUUUGCAUGACCUUUAUCAUGGUAGUUUGUCAGUAUUAUCUACCACACAUUACUGAAUUUCCAUCACUUUGACAUAAUGUAUAGAUAAAAUCCUUAAUCAAUUCAUUAAUCAAAUGAUUUUUCAUGUACUUUUUCAUUGAGUGCAAAAUCAAAAUGAAGAAAUAAGAAUGCUGAAUAGUUUUUCACAUGCAGCAGUUACAUGAUUAUUGUAUAAUAGUUACAAUUAUAUAGCUCCAAGAGGCUCUGUAAUAUAUUUUAAUAUACAGCUUUGUAAAUUAACAAUAUAGAGUGCUCCAAACAUGCAAACUACAUCAUCUUAUUACUUUUGUAAUUAAUUUAUUUUUGUACUAGUGUUAUAAUGUGUAGAGAUUGUUUUUAUCACAAUAAUAGCAAUAAUGUCAGUUUGCUAGCUAAAGAUUCAUUAUUUUAAAUUGACAGAGAUGGUUUGGAAGUUUUCACCUAUUGAGAUUAUGUGAAAUACUUGUAGUGGCAAUAUGUCAGUUUUAAAUGUGUGACUAAUAACAUGUGGAAACCAGUACUCAAUGUUUAUUACUGGUUUACAGUUAUAUAUUUUAUAUGUAGUACAAAUAAACUUAAUAAUAAAUGAAA